AUGCCUGAAGCGCCGGCUGAGCCUGGGUACGAUGCAUUCCAUAUCAUUCCUCCGUGGUUAGAGGCUCUGAUACAAUCGGAUACGGUACCUACAUCUGCGCCAAGCGCCCAGUCAGCUACUACACCAAAGCCGGCACCAGCUCCAACACCUACAUCUCUGCCAAGCGAUCCACUGGCUCCCAAGCCGACAUCAUCUAGCAGUAGCCUUGCCAGUGCUUUGAGUACAAUCCCUCCACCGGCUCCAAAGCCGACAUCAUCCAUCAGUAGCCUUACCAGUGCUUUGAGUACAAACCCACCACCAGCUCCGAAACCUACUUCGGUUGACAGUAAACCUGUCAGCGUGACCAGCACAAGUAACCUACCGACGAAACAAUCAACCAGCCCGCCUGUCCCGCCAGCAAAUACCCCAUCAAUCCCUCCGGCAAACAGUGUUUCUAGCAAACCAAGCGCAACAGCGUUUACACCAGCUACUAAGACAUGUCCAGCAGGAACGAGGAAUGGGGGCGAGCCCUACUGGCUAGAUGCUCAGGAUCACAAGCAAGGCGCCUCCGGAUAUGCUCCAUAUGCUGGUGGAAGCAAGAUAUACCCAGUAUAUCGUAAUGUACUAGACUAUGGCGUUGUCAGAGAUGGUUCAGGUGAUCAAACAGCCAAGCUUCAGCACGCAAUUGAUGACGACGGAAACGGUGGUACUCGUAAGGGGAAGGGUGUCACUCGGUAUCCAGCUGAAGUCUUCCUGCCUGGUGGAGUAUACACCCUUGGAAGCACUCUCACUAUGACUGUUGGAACAAUCAUUGUCGGAGACCCUCUGAAUCCUCCGAUUCUCAGAGCGAGCCCCGACUUCCAGGGCCAGUUUCUUAUUAUGGGAUACGACAAGAACAAUGGAAAUCCUGAGACCAGCUUCAUGAUGUUAUUGAAGAAUGUCAUCUUGGAUACAAAUGCUAUUGGCCCGAAUACCAAAAUUACCGCACUUCAGUGGGGAGUCGCCCAGGGAUCAGGAUUGACAAACGUUGAAGUUCACAUGCCGUUCAAUUCCAAAGUACACACUGGUAUCGACAUUGUUGCCGGCUCUACAAUUGCGGUGACUGAUGUGAGGAUCAUUGGUGGUGCUACCGGCAUUAUCAACUCGAACCAGCAAGUCAAUUUCAAGAACAUUCAAUUCGUCGGAUGCGGUACUGCGUUUGAAGCGAAAGGUGGAUUUACCGUUCUCCUUCAGAGUGCUGGGUUCGAAUCCUGUGGUACAGGUAUCAACAUGACAAGCAAUGGUCUAGGAAGUCUGGUCCUCCUAGACUCCACCUCCAGGAAUUCUGGUCCAGUGGUUAGAUUCCACGAUUCAUCCCAUGACACAGGAUAUAAAAACAGCCAGCUUCUUAUUCAGAACUUGGUGCACGAUGGAACAAAUCCCAUCGCUGUGGACAGUGAGGGAAGAACUCGCUUGGCCUCAACUGCCCAUGUCGACACCUGGCUAUGGGGUAGCCUUGUUGAAGGAGAGUAUGAGCAGGGAGCCAUGCAUAAUACUCAGAGAUCUGCAAGCCUACUUGUCAACGAUAAGUUCUUCAUUAAGGCGCAGCCAACUUAUAGCCAGUUCAGCAGCGCCGAUGUGGUCAAUGUCAAAUCCGUGCCUGGUCAUCCAGUCAAAGGUGAUGGUCUGGCGGAUGAAACAGCGUCGCUCAAUGCUAUUCUCAAGCAAAAUGCCGAGAACUGCAAGAUCACCUUCAUACCCUUCGGUGUAUACAGAGUCUCUGACACGCUCUUUGUUCCGGUCGGUACCCGUAUCGUGGGUGAGGCUUGGGCCGUGAUCUCUGGAUAUGGAGAUGCCUUCAAGGACCCCAGGAACCCUAGGGCCAUCGUAAAACUGGGUAACCCAGGUGACGUCGGUCUUAUCGAGAUUCAAGACAUGCGAUUCUCUGUUGGUGAGAUCCUUCCAGGAGCUAAGGUCCUCGAGAUCAAUGCUGCCGGAAGCCAACCCGGAGACGUCGGAUUGUGGAACACCAACGUGAUGGUAGGAGGCACAGCUGAAACCGUUAUCUCCAACAUCUGCACGUCCCAGGAUCCGAAGGACUGCAUGGCCGCUUACAUGGUCAUGCACCUCACAUCGUCCUCUUCAGCCUAUAUCGAGAAUUUCUGGGGCUGGACCGCGGAUCACAACCUGGACAGCACCUCGCUCCUCACCAUCGUCUCCACCGGCCGUGGUAUCCUUGUCGAAGCAACCAAGGGCACAUGGCUCACAGGCACAGGCUCAGAACACCACUGGCUAUACGAGUACAACUUCAACAAAGCAGCCAACGUCUUCGCAGGCCUCCUCCAAAGCGAAUCUCCCUACAUGCAAGGCUCUGGGGAAUAUGAAAACACACCCGCACCAUGGGCCCCCGACCCGAAAAUCGGAGACCCAGACUUCACCUGGUGUGGCGCUAACGACCAAAAAUGCCGCACCUCCAUCGCGACCAACAUCGAAGGCGGAUCUAACAUCGCAUUAUACAACUCCGCCGCCUGGGCCUUCUUCGACGGCUACUGGAACGGCCUAUAUAACGAGCCGUGUAGUGGAAAGUGUCAGACCAAUAUGAUGCGGGUUGCAGGUGCACCCCAGAAUCUUGUGUGGUACUCGAUUGGUACACGCCAGACGGAUGUUAUGAUACUUGAUGGAAAGAGUAACCCGCGUGAGGCGGAUCAUCCUGGUGGGUGGGAGGGAAUUAUUCAGGCAUAUGGGGAGUUUUCUAACUAA
Penicillium odoratum is the source of this 2718-nucleotide messenger RNA. RefSeq names its product glycoside hydrolase family 55 protein. The transcript has 3 exons. Gene Ontology annotation, molecular function: polygalacturonase activity. Lineage: Eukaryota; Fungi; Ascomycota; Eurotiomycetes; Eurotiales; Aspergillaceae. The coding region runs from base 1 to 2718 and encodes 905 amino acids. The record is from RefSeq and is a predicted model, not a curated record.